Molecule: messenger RNA, 4812 nt
Organism: Oppia nitens
Lineage: Eukaryota; Metazoa; Arthropoda; Arachnida; Sarcoptiformes; Oppiidae
Exons: 8
Coding region: 1-4812 (1603 amino acids)
Biological process (GO): protein phosphorylation
Cellular component (GO): nucleus
Molecular function (GO): ATP binding; protein kinase activity
Source: RefSeq, a predicted model, not a curated record
AUGAGUACCUCAGCCCAGUAUAUACUAUCAAAAUUUAAUAUUUCGGCUAAAAUAAUACCAAACGAUUUGCUCCGGGAUGUCAUCAAAGUGUUUCACAUAUUUGACGAUACGGAAGGCCAAAACCUGGUGUUUAUCACCUCCGAUGAUCACAACAAUAAUGACCAGUGUUUCGCCAUGGGAUCCAAUGAAUACGGUUGUCUGGGUUUAGGUCACUAUCAAACUGUUGAAUCACCCGAACCACUACCCGAGCUUAGCGGCCGACGUGUACGCCGACUGAUUAGUGGCCAAUAUUUUAUGUAUGCCUUAACUGGUGACAAUCGGGUCCUGCACUGGGGCUGGCAUUCGGGUCACCGAAACUAUGAGAAACACUUUAUACGACCCGAACCAGUGCCCGAACUGGUCAACAACAACAACAACAACAACAUGGAAAUUGUUGACCUGAGUUGCGGUCUAUACUGGGCCGUAGGUCUGACCAUCGAUGGCCAAGUAUGCGAGUGGCCGACAUUGUAUAGCAAUGUACUGAUGUUGUCGAAUGAAUCGCCGGAUAAUGAUUUCAGACUAACUAAAGUUGAUUUCGCCGACAAUACCGAUACGAUUACUACUGUCCAGUGCAGUGGUGUCGGCACACGACUGGCACUUACCAGUGCCGGACAGGUAUAUAUCUGGGGAUCUGUCGAUAGGGGUAGGGCUCGUCCUAUUAGACAGUUAGCUAAAAAUGUUGUCAGCAUUUGUCCAUCAACUCGUUACGCCUACUAUCUGACCACCGAUGGACAGGUACUCUAUAGUGAUAACAACAACAACAACAACAACAACAACAACAACAAUGACUGUGAUGUAAGGCCUGUCGAGUUUGUGGACAACAAUGAUGAGCUUCAUGUUAAUGGUAUUUACAGUGUUACCGCUUAUUAUACUGCUUUGCAUAGCGAGGAGUGCACCCGAGUUGCACUAUUAGCUACCGGUGCUGAUGAUGAUGACGAUGAUACUAAAGUCUAUGAAUUAACAGAUAAUUUCGAGACAAUGAAAACAGUGUUCAACAAUAUAUUAGACUAUUAUGCAGUUAAUAUGCAAUUAACAUAUAAGACAAUUGAUUUAAGUAGCGAUGAAUUUGUGGUUAAUUAUUGUAUUGAUAAUAAUAAUCAACAACAAAUCAACGGUUCUGGUCAAUUUGAUCGGCUAUUCGAUGUGGUCAAACACAUGGGCUCCGGUAGUUUCGGUAGUGUAUGUAUGGUUAAACCUAAAGAUACAAAGUUACGUGGUGAUGACCUGGAUAGUAUUAGCUGUUUUGCUAUGAAAAUUAUCAAUUUAAAAGAUCUAACCGAUCAAACUGUUAGGCGGGUGCUGGAUGAAACCAAAAACAUGAUAAACGUACGUUCCCUGUAUGUAGUCGAAUAUCUAAACUCAUGGAUUGAAGGACCUGUACUCUACAUACAGAUGGCUAACUGUGCGGGUAGUUUGCGUCAAGUACUUAGUCUUAGACACCAGGCUUUCAAUAGACAACAACAACAACAAGCGACUGACAACAAUAGGUUAGGUAUAGUUGAAUACUAUCUAUGGUGUCAUGUAUUUCGCGAAAUCCUUGAAGCUGUCGACCAUUUGCACAGUUUGACGCCCCGUCCUAUUAUACACAGGGAUCUCAAACCCGAUAACCUGCUCAUCCAGUACUACGGUUUGAUGUCCAAUCGAUAUGUCCUGCUGUGCGAUUUUGGACUGGCCACUCUACACGAUCGGGCCAUACAUGAACGGCCGGCCUACAAACACUCGGCAGGUGUCGGUACACUGGUAUACGAGGCACCGGAGGUUAGGGCCGGUCAGGUAUACAAUCACAAAGCGGAUGUCUACAGUCUAGCGGUUAUCUCAACGAAAUUGUUUGAUAUAGAUAUCUAUGAGUUUAAAGUUCCCGAAUCAAAUUAUUCACAACAUGAUAAUAAUAAUAAUAAUCAACAACAAAAAUUAUUUAAUAAAGCUAUCUAUAAAUUGCAAACWUGUUUACUGGAAAUGUUAUCAACGUUUAGAAAUAAGAGACCCGACUGUCGCCAAGUGUUGGCCAGUUUUAGGGAAUKGUCUAUAGAUACCGGAGCUAUAGUCCAAAAUCUGGAUAAUGAUGAAGAAUAUAUAGAAGACAUCUUACAUGAAGACAAUAACAAUCAAUUAACAAAUGAUAGCGAAACAGAUGUAUACAGUUGUUGUAGUGAUGACUUCAAGAGUGGUGAUGAAGAAGAAGAAGAAUUGGUGGUAAAAGUCAGACAACCGUUGAAUAAAACUUUGAAAUUUAAAUAUCAAUGCAAUUUCAAUGACUGUACGAAACGGUUCCGCAAUGAAUACAUACUUAAUAGACAUAGAAAUACACAUCAAUUAUUGGAUAGGGAUUUGAAUACUAAACAACAACAAAAUGUCAGACAAAACAAUCAUCAAAGACUAGGAGGAAGAGGAAGAAAGCCAUCGAAGAGUAGUACCGGUAAAGUAAACGACACUAAAGUUAGACAAACAGUUAAACAGAAAAAGACGAAGAAGAAGAAAGUAAAGCGAAUUCAAUCAGAAGAUGAACUGAAAGCCAUGAAACUGUUUAAUACGAAAAAAUGUCGUCAACCGGAUGGCACUUAUCGGUGUCCAUGGGAUGGCUGUUCAAAGAUAUUUAGAUCAUUAAAUUCAUUGGGCCAACACCGUCACAUACAUCUGGGUACAUACAGGUGCCCGCUAACCGAUUGCGGUUUUCUAGGCCGCAGUGACUAUCAUUUGAAUAUACAUCAAAUUAUACAUUCAUCGGACAAAUCGUUCGGAUGUCGGGAUUGUGAUAAAUAUUUUUCCCGACAACUAUUGCUAUACAAUCAUCGAUUGGUAGUACAUCCCGAUGCCUAUCCGGACAUACCGUUUAGACAGUGCCCGGAAUCGGGUUGUACUUAUCAGACAAAACUGUUGGGUUCAUUCAAAAAACAUCAACAACAACAUAGCCUACCAGUUAGUUGUCUGGAUUGUGGUAAACGUUUCAGAAGUAAUUAUGACCUCCAACUACACCAUCAAUCCAGACACCAGUCGGUUAAACAAUUUAAAUGCCAAUUGUGUGGCAAACUGUUUAAAACAAUUAGAAAUCGUAGAAAUCAUUAUCAGUUACAUCAUCAACACGGAGACUAUCAAUGUGAUUACGAUGGCUGUAACCAAACGUUUACUAUUAAACUAAAAUAUCUUAGACAUCAGAAAACACACGACAAGAACAACAACCCCGAUGUCGAUCCCCGUCCGCACGUGUGUGAGUGGCCGGGAUGUGACCGUAGGUUUGUGACAAACGCUGCGAUGACUUACCAUUUGAAUACACAUUCGGGUGAUAUUGUCUACCGGUGCGAUUGGCCAGAAUGUGAUAAGUCAUUUAUAGUAAAAUCAUCGUAUAUAAUGCAUAUGGCCAGACACGAGGGUAAACAUACCUACCGGUGCUCGUGGCCUGAAUGCGAUUACAGUACACAAAACACUGUUAGACUUAAAAGUCAUAUAAUGAAACACAAGGAUAUCAAUCAAUUGACUGAUGUAUUAGUGAUACCUGUAUUGUCAAGCAAUGAAUGUAAUGAUAAUAAUAAUAAUAUUAGCGAAACAAUUGCCGAUAAAAAUGUCGCAAACAAUGUGGUCAUCAAUGAAGACAACAAAAUUCAGAAAAAUAAUAUGAAUAACAAUGAUAUCAGUGAAGUAAUUGAUGAAAAUGGAGAUACUAUUGAAGUUAUUAAUAGCAAACAAGAUAUAAGUAAUGAUAAUAAUAAUAAUAAUAAUAGAGAUAUUAAUGAAGACAUUGAUUGUCAAUCAAAUUGUAGCGAAACAGAUGUAUACAACAGUUGUAAGGGUUUACAGAUAUUGGUCAGCAAAGAGAGGUGUAAAAUAUGGUUAAAUCAAGUCGGACUUUUGGUUAUACCGGACGGCAUGGCCUGUACGCAAUGCAAAAAAGAAAUGACAUUUGAAGCCGAUAAUGGAUGGGGUAGGUUUCGGUGCCAACGGACACACGCAAAAGAUCCCAAAUCAAUUGAUGGAUUCAGUGAUAAUUGCAAACAUAAUAAUAAUAAUACUAAAAAUGACAAUCAAUUGACUGAUGAAUUAGUGAUAUCUAUAUUGUCUGUCAAUGAAUGUAAUGAUAAUAAUAAUAUUAGCGAAACAAUUAUUGCCGAUAAAAAUGUCGCAAACAAUUUGGUCAUCAAUGAAGACAACAAAAUUCAGAGAAAUAAUUGUAGUGACAAUGAUAUCAGUGAAGUAAUUGAUGAAAAUGAAGACACUGUUGAAGUUAUUAAUAGCAAACAAGAUAUAAGUAAUGAUAAUAAUAAUAAUAAUAAUAAUAGAGAUAUUAAUGAAGAUAUUAAUUGUCAAUCAAAUGGUAGCGAAACAGAUGAAUACAGUUGUGAUGGUUUACAGUGUAAUAGCAUUAGUAGUAGUAGUAGUAGUAGUGAUGAUGAAGAAGAAGAAGUUGUGGUAAAAGUCAAUCAACCGAUGAAUAAAAAGAUAAAUAAUAAAACUUUAUUUAAAUAUCAAUGCAAUUUGAAUGACUGUACGAAACGGUUCCGCAAUCAAUACAUACUUAAUAGACAUAGAAAUACACAUAAAUUAAUGGAUAGGGAUCUGAGUUGCAAUACUGAUGACAACGACAACAACAGUUAUCAAAGAAGUGGUAAUAGAAGUACAUUGAAGAUGAAAGUGACAAAACAAAUAACAACAGUUAACAACAGUAAUAGACAAAAACUAUUGAAUAUAUCUAUUGUCGACAACCGGAUGGCACAUAUCGGUGCCAAUUGGACGGCUGUAAGCAAACAUUUAGACAAUUAUCGCCACUAUAUAGACAUUUGA